Oncorhynchus gorbuscha (pink salmon) is the source of this 3334-nucleotide messenger RNA. RefSeq names its product KICSTOR complex protein ITFG2-like. Gene Ontology annotation, biological process: regulation of TOR signaling. The record is from RefSeq and is a predicted model, not a curated record. Bases 1053 to 1472 code for a protein of 139 amino acids. The transcript has 9 exons. NCBI's taxonomy places the organism in Eukaryota, Metazoa, Chordata, Actinopteri, Salmoniformes, Salmonidae. Gene Ontology annotation, cellular component: KICSTOR complex.
AUCCUCAGGUCUUACAAGUUUAGUAUAGCUUUCUGUUAUUUUGAGUGGUUAUGGUUGAUAAUAGUUAUCACGCCAAGUUUAAAAGCAGAAGCUAUGCUUAAAUAGACGCUUUAACACAGCUAACUACUGGAGGUUUCUCUAACUUGCAUCUGGAUGGUGCAAAUUGCAGCUGUCAGGGUCCAGCUCAGCUGUCAAACUGUUAUCUGGUGAUAUGCGGUCCUUGAGCUAUGUUCAGUUUGUUAGUUUGGAUUUCACCGGAACCCUUUUCCCUCGUGCAAUUUGUCUUGGGGAGGCGGACAAUGACUCGCUAAAUGAACUUAUCGUGGGUGACACCAGUGGAAAGCUGCAUGUGUACAAGAACGAUGACUCCAAGCCUUGGAUCACUAGAACAUGCGUGGGCAUGCUCACCUGUGUUGGUGUUGGAGACAUCUGCAACUACGGAAGGGUGGGUGUGCAGAAACUGCAUAGUCCUCCAGUCAGAUGAGGAAUAGUUGUGUUUUUCCCCCUUGCAUCCAGUGUGUGCUAUCACCUAACUAUUCACCGCCUUAAGUCAUCCAUCAGAACUUUGUAGUUGCUGUGGGUGCAGAGGGAUGGUUUCACCUGUUUGACCUGUCUGCAGUGGCAGGAGCCAAGUCAGAUUCAUCCAGCCAGCAGGAGGCGCUGUUCUCUAAUGACCAGAAACCCUGCUUCUCUCAGCACAUUUCUGCCAGCACCAAAGAUAUCCUUAUUAGUGACAUAGAUGGGGAUGGGCGCAGUGAGCUUGUAGUGGGAUACACAGACCGUGUGGUGAGAACGUUCCGCUGGGAGGAGCCCAACGAUUCUUCAGACCUGAGCUCUGGACAGCUGGUCCUGCUGAAGGAGUGGCUUCUGGAGGGACUGGCAGGUGGACAGCCUGUCAGUAAACCCAGACCUAGAGGGUCUUCCUGAACUGAUGGUGUCCCAGCCUGGUUGUGGCUUUGCCAUCCUGCUGUGCACAUGGACACAACAGGGCUCCUCUGAGGCGGCGCCUGGGGAGGAGGCUCCACCCACUCCUGGCAGGCACACUGAAACUGAUGGACAGUUCAGAGCAGUUGAAGUGGUCAGUGCAGGUGGAUCACCAGCUUUUUGCUCUGCAGAAGCUGGACAUCACAGGCGACGGCAGAGAGGAGGUGGUGGCGUGUGCCUGGGAUGGUCAGACCUACAUCAUCGACCACAACCGCAUGGUGGUGCGCUUCCAGUUUGACGAAAAUGUCAAUGCUUUCCGUGCAGGUCAGUACACCUGUAAGGAUGGCAAGAACAGCCCCUGUCUGGUGUACGUCAGCUUUAACCACAAGAUCUAUGUGUACUGGAGGGUGGAGCUGGAGCGCAUGGAGCCCACCCAUCUCCUUAGGGUCCUGGAGGAGAGGCCAGAGUUCAAGGCCCGGCUGGAGCAACUGGGAGUGGGUGCAGAAUGCUGUGUAUGGAGGAUUGACAGGGGUGUCCUGUACAGAUGAGCAAUACCAGUGGAACUCGGGGGACGCAGCGGAAUUUCGCUCCAAAAAGGUUGAGCGAGAUCUGUUUCAAACGUCACAAACCAAGUGACGAGUUCUCUGACAGCACCACAGCCGCUUCUCCACCUCCACCUCCACCUCCACCUCCUGCAUGUCAGUCCCACAACGCACUUAAACGUUUGAAAGGAGCCAAUGUUCCAGUGUGGAGCUUUCUACACAAGUGCAUCAAAGCUUAACCAAACAGUCAUUAGGUUCCAGCAGCAGCCACACAGCUACAACAGCCUUAUGGUGAACAUGGCAUCAACAUGCAGUGUCAGAAAUGCUUGUCAUAUUAUGACAUCUAUGUUAAGCUGGAGGAGUGUAAAGGAGGAGUGUAAAUGUGCCAGCUUGGAGGAGGUCCCUAAAGCACAGAGUGCCUCCCAUGCAUUGUAUGACGCGCGUUAGCUUUGGAUCACUGCUAGCUCGGCAAAGAAGGUUCCUGUGCGCACCACAACAAAUCCCGACUUCGUUGUGCGGGAGAAUCUCUUCCCUCGGGUUCCGCAACCACAUAUAGCAAAGAGAACGAGCAGGUGGCCUACACAUGGAUGGAGAGCUGAGGGUUUAGUCUGGAGAGUGGAGGCACAAUAGUGAGUGUCAAGGAGCCAUGUUUUUUUUCUGCAAGCCCAGAUGGAGUGUUUAAACUCUCAGGAACUAUUAGAAAUCAAAUGUCCCCUUCUGAUUAAGAAGUGUGAGUCUCUGACUGAAAUGUUCUCUGGCAAACUCACCGAUGUGAAGCUGGUGCAUGGGGUUACUCAACCUAAUGGAGAACGUGGGUACUACAUGCAGGUGCAAAUGGGCAUGUUCUGCACAGGACUGGAGAGAUGUGCUAGCAGUUGAUGUUAAUUCUUCAAUAACACAGACCCCACAGCAAAUCAGGGGAAAAAUAUAUUUAUUUAAAGAGAACAAAUCAUAGUUGAAAGUAGAUGGUAGAUGUUUAUUCUUCCCUGUCCUCAAUGUUUCUCCUCUGAACAAAGAGACUGGAUGGAGUUUAUAACCCAACCCUAGCCCGUGGUUGACCAAUUAGAAUGUCUUGCAAUAAAACUGGGCCAAUGGCCAAAUAACAAAUAUCCUGUUUCAGGCUCAAUGUUUAGACAAUUCGGACCAAUGAGAACAUGCCAUGAGCCAUGAGCUAUGAGUCCCAGACUGAAAUUCCUCCCGUGUCCCUGACCCAUUAAUCUUCAGUUCCCCAUUACAGAAAAACAACUAUUUCCAUUGAUAAUUAAUUCCCUCUUGACCUUUAGUCCUCUGAGUUGUGUAUUUAUCUUUGAAUACUCGUACGGAUGCAAACUGCUUGUCUGGGCUCCAUCCGAGCAGGUUGUUAUUGAUGUGCCUUUUGAUGUGAAGUUCUGUGCUGAUCUUAUUCCUAAACUAAAGACAUUCUAUUUCACACACAUGCUGCCAAGGAUAGUAGAUGACUUCCAGUCAGGCAGACUAACCCUGUGCUCCAAAUAUGUUCAUCUAUGUGGUGUCUUAUACUUCUCUGUUUUUAAAUGGUUCAUAUAUUUUGUGUCUUGUAAAGCUCUGUCGGCUCUUCCUUAUUAUCUAAGCAUAACUCUUGAUUGGUGUUUUUGUCUGUCACAGUUCACCUUCAUAUGCACAUUUACCUGAUUUUAUAUUUGCAUAAUUCUUGUUUUUUUAUAUCUUGCCUUGUACAGCUCUCUUCAUACUUGUUUAUCUAAUGCCUACGGAUAAUGAUUUAUGAAUGUUUUUAUUGUCCCUUGUAUAACUCUCUUUUCAUAUGGCACUUUAUGAAUUUAUCUCAGCAUAUCAUAAUUCAUCUUGCACUUGGCAAAUGAUGGUGUUAAUAAAACCACUAUGAAAUUCAA